This is a messenger RNA of Owenia fusiformis, 678 nucleotides long. NCBI's taxonomy places the organism in Eukaryota, Metazoa, Annelida, Polychaeta, Sabellida, Oweniidae. The record is from the annotation of a GenBank genome assembly.
GAAAAUGGAAGAAAUUUUAGAAGGAAUCACUUCUGAGGCUGAAAUCAAGAAAUUUGAGAAAGUGUUCGUUGACCAGAGUGCCAAAGGACCCCCUAGCCACGAUGCACAGUUUAACUAUGCCUGGUGCUUGAUAAGGUCCAGGAACCAAACAAAUAUCAAACAAGCUAUUCCACUGCUUGAGGAUUUAUUCCACAAAAGUCAAGAUGACAUUGCCAAGAGAGACUAUUUAUUCUACCUUGCAGUAGCUAAUUGUAAAUUAAAGGACUUUGACAAAGCACUAAAGUACACAGAUGCAAUUAAGCAAGUGGAGCCAAAGAAUCACCAAGCCCAUCAGUUGGAAGAUUAUAUAAGGAAGAAAAGGAGGACAGAUGGGUUAAUUGGCAUGGCGGCAGUGGGAGGAGCAGCAGCAUUUGGAAUAGCAGCUGUAGGCGCACUUGUUGGAUUAGCCAUUGCAAAGAAAUAGAAGAUACAUAGCCGCAAUGUUACAACUAAUUUAUUAAUAAAAUGCUUUUUGGGUCCGCUUAAAGAGCAAACCACUUUAUAUGACUAGAUGAGGAAUGCUUGUCAACCUGUAUUCACAUCAUCUUUUGUGGUCACUUGCUAGUUGACGAAAAAUGAAAAUGUAGCCUAUCCGUAGUUAUAUUCUGACACUCAUUAUGUUUAUCUGUCUUGCAAACA